Molecule: messenger RNA, 1215 nt
Organism: Pundamilia nyererei
Lineage: Eukaryota; Metazoa; Chordata; Actinopteri; Cichliformes; Cichlidae
Product: tripartite motif-containing protein 35-like
Exons: 1
Molecular function (GO): zinc ion binding
Source: RefSeq, a predicted model, not a curated record
AUGUCUUCUCAGUGUGAAAAGGAUCUAUCUUGUCCUGUCUGCCAUGACAUCUAUAGAGAGCCGGUCAUCCUAUCGUGUAGCCACAGCUUCUGUCGAGACUGUCUGCAGACAUGGUGGAGGGAAAAUACGGCGCAUACCUGUCCACUUUGCAAGAAAAUAUCUUUGCUGAAUGAUCCACCCUGUAACUUGGUGUUAAAGAACCUGUGUGAGGCCUUCCUACUAGAGAGAGAUCAAAAAGCAUCCGUGGCAUUUGAGGUUCUCUGUACUCUUCACUCUGAGAAACUCAAACUUUUCUGUCAGGACCAUCAGCAGCCAGUGUGUGUUGUCUGUAGAGAUUCAAAAGCACACAAAAAUCACAGAUUCAACCCAAUUGAAGAAGCUGCACAGGAUUAUAGAGAGGAGCUUAAGAAACACCUAAAGCCCUUACAAGACAAACUAAAGAUCUUUGAACAAGUUAAAGCAAAAUAUGAUCAAACAGCAGAACACAUUACGGUCCAGGCCCAGCAGACAGAGAAGCAGAUAAAGGAGCGGUUUAAGAAAUUUCACCAGUUUUUACAAGUGGAAGAGGAGGCAAGAAUCACUGCUCUCAGAGAAGAAGAAGAGAUGAAGUUUAAGAAGAUGAAAGAGAAGACUGAGUCUCUGAGCAGAGAAAUAGCAGCUCUUUCAGAAACAAUCAGAAACACAGAAGAGGUGCUGCAUGCUGAAGAUGUCUCAUUCCUAGACAGCUACAAGGCUACAGCAGAAAGAGUCAAGCAAUGCCUUCAGCUGGAGGAGCCAGAGCUGGGCUCUGGGGCUCUGGUAGAUGUGCCAAAAUAUGUGGGCAACCUGACCUACAACAUCUGGAAUAAGAUGAAGGAGAUCGUUUCUUACACUCCUGUGAUUCUGGAUCCAAACUCUGCUCAUCCAGAACUCAUAUUAUCUGAGGAUCUGACCAGUUUGAGACGUGGAAUCAAACAGAGCCUUCCUAACAAUCCAGAGAGGUUUGAAUAUCAUCCAGUUGUUCUGGGCUCUGAGUGCUUUAACACAGGGAUUCACAGCUGGGAUGUUGAGGUCAGACAAGAUGGAUACUGGUGCUUAGGCGUGGUAAAGGCUUCUGUUUGGAAAAAGGGGCCUGUACCAACUGGAUUCUGGGAAAUAUAUCUCGAUGAUGGAAGAUACAUUGCAGCCUCUCCACCACAUCUUCGCAAAACUCUUUCGGUGAAGAAUCUCCAGAGA